Molecule: messenger RNA, 1041 nt
Organism: Opisthorchis viverrini
Lineage: Eukaryota; Metazoa; Platyhelminthes; Trematoda; Opisthorchiida; Opisthorchiidae
Exons: 6
Coding region: 1-1041 (346 amino acids)
Source: RefSeq, a predicted model, not a curated record
AUGAAAUAUCACAAGUUUCCCAGACAGUCAAGAGAGACAUCAACGAAGAAGGUCUUCGCUGCGGAGUUAUUAAUUAGAAAAUGCCAACUGAACAGUUACAGACUAUUGGGCAGAGAAGCAUCUUGUUUACAAAAAUUGAAUAUCCAUCUUCUCCUUGAACGCGUCUUCCUUAACUUUCCUGGAUAUUCACUGAAUAUUGCUCAAAUACAAGCAAAUGUUACAAAGCGACUCCACAAAUUCCGCAAUAGAUAUCCCUUUUCAAGAAACGCAACGCGAGUUUACACGAAGGAAACAUACUACUUGUAUGCCACCCCCAUCGGUAGUAUCACCGUUACACAGGUGCUCGGCGUGCAAUGUGCAUUAGAGCGGUUUUAUGAAGAUUUCGGCAACGCGAUAGCUGCUUGUCAUCUUGGUACUCAUCGAAACGAGAACGAAUGUGCAUCUCCAAAAAAAGCAUACACGCUGGUUCUACUUAGUGACGAAGCGGUAAGUUAUGAAGUCAGAAAAUAUAUUCUUCAUAAGGGUUACGCAGUUGGAACAUUGCAGAUUGGAACGCAGCAAUUUAUGAUCAUGUUUGAUACGGGGGGCUUUUCCAGAUGGCUUGCGUCUACCGUAUUACCGAUGGGAUGUUACAAACGAAAGCUAAAAUAUGACGUAAACUCAUUAACCCGUAUUCCACUCGGAAGAACCCAUGUUUCUGGUUAUUUUGAUGGCAUACAACGAGGAAACAUUGUAACGGAUAACCUUGUCCUUGGAGACUGCCUCAUUCCAGGAUUUCCGUUUGCCGAAAUAGUAGAGACCUCGUGUCAAGUAAUGCCUGGAGAAUAUUUUGAUGGAAUAUUUGGAAUGAGAAAAUCGCUUCCAGGCGCUGAACAUGAUGCUUUUCCAGAAACCUUUCUUGACUAUGCCACACGAUAUGGGGUAGCCCAAGAAAAAUUGUUUACAUUCCGAUUUUGCGGGCAACUGAAUGUGCUGCACCAAGCCGCCUUAUGUUUCAGUGGCUACGAUACUCGAGAUAUCGCGCUACACGCAUAUACGUAA